CUGUUUGUUACCUGUGUCAUUGGUGAGGGAAUAUUUUACUAGAUUUCGAGUUCGGGAAACGAGGUCAUCGACUACCUAGCUAAAUAUCAUUAAUAGCCUACUUAUCAAAACGUUUUGUUAUUGCUCACAUCUGUUUAUUUACGUAAACAACUAUUAGUACGUGUAUGUAUUAUUUAAGUAGGUACUGAUAACUUUACAACCCAGCAACCGGGUCCAAGUGAUAAUAAUCACAGUAUCACCGUCAGGGCAUUUAAAAACAAAAUGGAUUCUUGUGAACAUUCUCUCGAUAAUAUUAUUAAGAAUAAUUUAAAUCCCGAACAAUUGAAGGAGUUCAACAGGAUUUACUAUGGAAGGGAGAACCACAGUGAAUUGAAAUUAAAGGAAUCGACAAGGAAAAUAAGCAACGAGAAGAAUUUUCAAGUCGCCGCGUACUCUUUCUCCGCUGCGAAUGAAGAGGUUAGAAAUCCAAGAGUUGUAAAGUUGGGAUUGGUUCAACAUUCAGUUGUUUUACCAACAGACCGACCGGUAGAUGAACAGAGAAACGCUAUCUUUGAAAAAGUAAGUCAUAUCAUCGAAGCAGCCGCCGCUGAAGACGUGAACAUACUCUGCCUGCAAGAAACAUGGUCUAUGCCCUUCUUUCUGUGUACCAAAGAAAGAGAAAAAUGGUCUGGAUUCGCCGAAUCUACUGUGAACGGCCCAAGUGUAACCUUCCUCAGUCAAUUAGCGAAAAAACAUGAUAUGGUCAUCAUAUCACCUAUUCUAGAAGAUGAUAACGGUGUUUGGUGGAACUCAGCGGUUGUUAUUGACGCGAACGGAACGGUUUUGGGAAAACACAAGAAGAAUCAUUUACCCAGUAUUGGGGGCUUUAAAGAAACGGAUUAUUACAGUCCCGGGGAUGGUGGCCAUCCAGUUUUUGACACCAGGUAUGGGAAAGUGGCCGUGAAUAUUUGCUAUGGUCGCCAUCAUGCAUUGAACUGGAUGAUGUUUGGCCUAAACGGUGCAGAAGUAGUUUUCAACCCCGCGGCAACUAUUGCUGAAUUUGGAGAAUCAUUCUGGGGUAUUGAAGCCCGCAACGCAGCGAUAGCCAACAAUUACUUUACUUGCGGCAUUAACAGAGUUGGUACUGAAGUCUUUGGAGAAAAGAAAAUAACAAGAAGUUACUACGGCUCCAGUUACGUAACUGCUCCUAACGGAAUAAGGACCCCAAGUCUUUCAAGAGUUAAAGAUGGACUUCUCAUUGCUGAAGUGGACUUGAAUUUAUGCAGACAAAUAAAAGAUCACUGGGGAUUUCAAAUGACCGCGCGACUGGACAUUUACGCGGAUGAGUUACGAGAACAAGUAGCUACAAAUUAUGUAAAUAAUUAAUCAGUUUCCAGUAAAUAUAAGUACUCUUCUUUUU
Pectinophora gossypiella (pink bollworm) is the source of this 1399-nucleotide messenger RNA. RefSeq lists its product as uncharacterized. Gene Ontology annotation, molecular function: beta-ureidopropionase activity. The record is from RefSeq and is a predicted model, not a curated record. Bases 262 to 1365 code for a protein of 367 amino acids. Lineage: Eukaryota; Metazoa; Arthropoda; Insecta; Lepidoptera; Gelechiidae. The transcript has a single exon.